This is a messenger RNA of Condylura cristata (star-nosed mole), 465 nucleotides long. It is a transcript of the gene SNRPG, whose product is annotated as small nuclear ribonucleoprotein polypeptide G. Gene Ontology annotation, biological process: mRNA splicing, via spliceosome; spliceosomal snRNP assembly. Bases 91 to 321 code for a protein of 76 amino acids. Gene Ontology annotation, cellular component: U12-type spliceosomal complex; P granule; U5 snRNP. The transcript has 4 exons. NCBI's taxonomy places the organism in Eukaryota, Metazoa, Chordata, Mammalia, Eulipotyphla, Talpidae. The record is from RefSeq and is a predicted model, not a curated record. Gene Ontology annotation, molecular function: RNA binding.
GUUAGACGCAAGACGCCAGGCCUGCGCGCGAGCGGGACGGAGGCCACGAAUUUCGUCUGGAGGCAUCUUUGAGCGCGGCGAUUAGACACCAUGAGCAAAGCUCACCCUCCCGAGUUGAAAAAAUUUAUGGACAAAAAGUUAUCAUUGAAGCUAAAUGGUGGCAGACAUGUCCAAGGAAUAUUACGGGGGUUUGAUCCCUUUAUGAAUCUUGUGAUAGAUGAAUGUGUGGAGAUGGCAACUAGUGGGCAACAGAACAAUAUUGGAAUGGUGGUAAUAAGAGGAAAUAGUAUCAUCAUGUUAGAAGCCUUGGAACGUGUAUAAGCAGUGGCUGUGUUCGUCAGAGAAAGCAGUUCCUUCCACAUGUCCCCUUGCCACAGCAUCUUUUUACUAUGCUACAAAAAUUGGGUUGUGUACAUUUUCCUACUGAACUUUUUUGUUAAAUAAACUUUUGUAAUAGUCAAAAAA